AUGUCCGGCGCCCAGAUCCCACCAGGCAAAACCUGGUUUGACACCCACAAAGUGCACUUCGACGACGUCCCCCUUUCCGACGACGGUGGCAUUUCCACUGUCGAAUUCCUCGAUGCCUCCGAAGCCACCACCACCCUCUUCGAUCUCCUGGGCUCCGUUGCCUUUACGCCUGUGAAAAACGACAUGAUGGGCAAUGUGACAAAGAUUCGGGAUCGCUACAAAGCUGCCCCUGAGGGCUCAGCUACAGUCCAACAGCUCGUCAAGACAGAAUUGGCCUCAAAAUCCCACAAAGCCACCGAAGGGUUGGUAUGGCUGACUCGUGGUCUGGAUUUCACAGCACAGGCUCUCCGGUCGGACCUCACCACCAACGCCUCUGUCAAGGCUGUGGAACCAAAGCCCAACAAGGAGCUCGCCGAUGGAUUUCGAGCAAGCUACAAGAACACUCUGGCUCCUCAUCACGGCUUAUUGAUCAAGCCCCUCUUCAGUGCCGCCAUGAGUGCCACCCCCUACCGGAAAGACUUCUACGUGCGAUUGGGAGGCGAGGGGACAGACCCAGAGACCACAAGGGAGGCGCUGGAGAAAUGGGUGGCAGCGUUGGAGAAGAGAGUGAGCAUUCUGAAGGCCUUUUUGGCCAGCAAAGAGGCGAAGUGGUGA
Messenger RNA from Fonsecaea erecta, 654 nucleotides. RefSeq lists its product as hypothetical. Gene Ontology annotation, cellular component: cytosol; membrane; cytoplasm. NCBI's taxonomy places the organism in Eukaryota, Fungi, Ascomycota, Eurotiomycetes, Chaetothyriales, Herpotrichiellaceae. The transcript has a single exon. Gene Ontology annotation, molecular function: ceramide 1-phosphate binding; ceramide 1-phosphate transfer activity. Gene Ontology annotation, biological process: intermembrane lipid transfer; ceramide transport. The record is from RefSeq and is a predicted model, not a curated record. Bases 1 to 654 code for a protein of 217 amino acids.